Messenger RNA from Pichia kudriavzevii, 453 nucleotides. RefSeq lists its product as uncharacterized. Bases 1 to 453 code for a protein of 150 amino acids. Lineage: Eukaryota; Fungi; Ascomycota; Pichiomycetes; Pichiales; Pichiaceae. The transcript has a single exon. The record is from RefSeq and is a predicted model, not a curated record.
AUGUUGUAUUCACAUAGGCACACAUACAAACGUAGACACACACAGCAAGCUCAGCAGAGAGAAACCAACAAGGCCAUAAUGGGGGGGGGGGGGGAAAUAGAAAAUUGGCCCAUUGUCUGCAAGCAACCACCCAGUCACGUAGCAUGCAACAUUUCUUAUGUCGGUCCUAGACACGCACUUUUUUUCCGACUUCUAUUAUGUCUGCACAAACCCUCACCCAAUAUGCACCUUGACCUCCAGUUGUCUCACAUUCGCAGAUCGUAUUGUAACAUCGUCUAUCUUACACCUACAUCUAAGCCUCUCCCCUCCAACCUUGUCCUGCUGGGUACCACCACCCAAUUCGUUGCUCCCCUGAGCGUUUUUUCUCAUGCAAAAUUUGUUCCUCCAGCGACUCGGAAAUAUUCCCCCCUACCGCAAUGUUGCUAUAUUUUUAUGCGCCUAGUUUUAACGUAG